CCGCAGUGGAUGUAAGAGACUUGCACAUGCACGAGAAGAACACAAAUCCCUUGUCGGAUUUCGUUUCCUGGGUGGGUGGGGUUUUCUCCUCGAGCAGCUCAAAGCACCAACUCCAGUACGACGAAGACGGUAACCCGGUGGUUUUCGGGCAGAACGGGGCGUUGCAGGCGGGAGAGACGCAAGUGCAGCAAAACCCGGUUACCGGUUCGUGGUCGUUCAAAAAACACGCCGAAGAGCUGUUCGGAAAGAAAAAGAAGAAAAAGAAACGACGACGCGCGAAGUUGCUGAUGCCGAGAUUAAACGCGAUCGCAGGGUCGAACAAGCAGAAGCAAAUGAUGCGGAAAACUUUGUCGGAUACAGACAUUUACAGCAAUUUGAACAACCACAAGGAGAACGAUAACUGGUCGGAAUCCAGCGAAGACGAGGAGGACUCCGACAAUUCCUCCGCCCAGUCGGUGAAGCUGAAAAAGAAGAUGAUCAAGUAUGACCCGGUCAGUUGCUACAAUCUCAAACGUUACAAUAGAAUCUGGAAGGCUGUUAUGCAAGAGGUGCAUUAUCUUCUACCAAACUCUCAUAGGAUUGCCCAUAACAAGUUCCGGAGUGCCAAACCGCACUACAAUCGGGCGAAAUUUGUAUUGCAGAAAGUGGAAUGCUGUCCGAGUCUGUCAUGCUCGUCAGGCAAGACAAGUUUGAUUUGGAUUUCUGAUUCUAUUGUAACGUUUGAGAUUCAUUGUAACGUCUGAGCAAGCCAUAUCAAGGUCCUCGUUAAGCAGCAGGACAACGCGAAGACCCACCCGCACUACAAGGUGUACAAGUGCACGUGUUACAGUUGUACGGUGUGGGCCGCGUUUGCGUCGUUUUUCCUGAUUUUCGGGGGCAUUUUGUACUUCACGUCGAUUUAUGCAUUGCAAAUAUGUCUGGGUCUGGAAGAAUGCAAGUUUGUCAUGCUUGUCUGGCAUGAGCCUUAAAUCUGUGUUGCGUGAGCAGGAAAAGGGCCCCUUGCCUGUCAGGCAAAAACGCAGUUUGCCAUGCGGAAAACGAAACACAUGGCGCAUUAUAAACUUGUCAACAUGCUUGGCUGCGCAUUGCAGUGCGCCUGCCAUUCACAGAUUUGCAUCACAAGUUUCCAGACCCAGACAUUUUUGCAUUUGAUACGAUUUUGCCGUCGUUGCGGUUCAUCUACAACGAGUACGGGACCGCGGAGCGGAUAGAGGCCCAGUUUGUCCACUUUCUCGAACAUAUACUGUGCAAAAGUACCGUACUCGUAGUAAUUGCUAUCAUGCAUGACAAAUAUCCCUUUUUAGGCAAAUCAGCAUUACAAAUUCCAUUUUUCUUCUUGAAAAAAUUUGUGAUGCAAUUUAUACUAGUACGAUACUUUUGCAAUGCAUAGAACAGUCGUCGUUUGACGUGGUGGAAGUCUUGAACCAGGCGGUGCAACAGGGACUGUACAAGGAGCCCCUGCAUUUCCAACACCUCGACUGGCUCCUGACCCCCUUGCUGCAGCAGCGACGAGCGGGGGUGAACCGGUUGGAACUCGGGUUUCUGGGUACCCGGAAACCGGUCACGGAACACGGAAUCAUUUUCCGGAAGACCGGACCCUUAGGGCACUUCAUUCUGCAAUCUGACAUGUACCCGAGCUGCGUUUCCAUCGGCGCCUUCGGCUGCGUUCCGGACAUGAAGAUUCCGCAGCGGAGCUGGUACCAGCGGUUGACAAAAAUCUCCUUCGAGAAUCUGUACCUGAUCUACCCCUUGGAUUUGUUGACGAUGAAAGUCAGCCCGGAAAACUUCGAAAUGAGCAAGCAGUCGAUUGUCAAGAUGAACGAGUGGGACUGGUUUCGGUACGUUUUGGCGAAGCAGGACAUCAACGAAACGAGUAUGGUGAGUAACAACGAAAUCAGAAUUGACGAGUGGAAGCUCGCCUACGAGGAGUGCCACGCUGCCGCGGCUAGCGGCGACUUCUGUGACGCGGGGGGCAACCCUUUGGUGGCUGUUUUCAACAAUCCGCUGAAUGCGAUAAUAGGUGCACGAGCCUCGGCCUCGGGACAAAGUGGUAGUGGAGGGUCAACAUCUGCGACAGGUGUGAGCUCCGCGACAGUCAGUGCUUCUGCUUCUUCAAACAGUACUGCAAUUAUGAUCUCAUCUGCCAGCACCAGCAGCACCUCCACUCUUACUACGACCGCUCCAGCACCUCUGCAAGUGUUGAACACGACACCAACCUCGACUACCACGAUAACCUUAACCAUUCCCUCCUUCCCCAACGUCGUCGACGGGUGCUUCACUGCUUACCAAAUCACCGACAACUACUAUUACAGUGAAAAUCUCCCCACUCCCAAAGUUGCAAUAACUUGUGAUGCGAAGUUUCCAAAUGAAAACCUUUUGCCAUGCAUGAAAGGAGUAUGAAUCUUUCUGAUGCAGAGUCUAGGCGUAUGUAGCAUCGCUUGCAUGAGGACAAGCGCCGCUCUUGCUGGGCUCGUUUGCAAUACAGAUUUUUGCUAAUCACGAUUGAAAAUUUGCAAUGCUGAUAGAUGCAAGAGGGCGAAUGUUUCGUUUGGAAAGGUUUGCAAUACUAACAAAUGCUCCCAAGUUCUGGGUGGGGGGCAUUUUUCAUUGUAAUAACUACCUCUAUUUCCAUUUCAAGCACGACCGGAGCGAGCACCUCUACGUGAUCGACCCACCAUAUGGAACGGUCAGGAUUGAAAUUGACAAAGUUGAAAAAUUUGUGAUGCAUAAAAUCGAUACCAGUUGGAACCCCAAUUCUUCUCGGCGCAUGACAAAUUUUGGCACCGUCUGAAGCCAGUUUAUCAUGCUGCUUAGGGACAGACGGCGUCUUUUGUCAUGCUACUUUGGCAGCCCGCCUAUCGCAGACCCCAAACAGGCUGACAGUUGGCCUCACUUGUCAUCCCUGCAAGAGAGGCGCUGCAUGCCUUGCAAUUUCUGCAUGAGUAACUACUUAUUUCAACUUUGUCGAUUUCAAUCCUGGCGCUUCCAUACACCGGAAUCCUGUUACCGCAGCGACAGCGGCCAGUUAUCAAAAGGAAAAAUCCCCCCACCCCAUACUCAAACUAGAAAUUUGUGAUGCAGAUUUGUGGCCACAAAUCAGCUUUGUUAUGCUAGAAGGGAAAAGAUGCGGACUGUAGUGCUUGUUGGUGUGGGAAAGCCUUGCAUCUUCAGCAUGACAGGGGGCAGCUGGAAGUGGGAAACAGCAUGACAAAUUGCCUGCAAAAGAGGCCACAGCUGCGUCUCUUGGCCUUCUAGCAUUACAAAUCGAUUUGUGUACUCAAAUGCAGCAUCACAAAUUUCGUUUUCGAUAUGGGGAGGGGGGAUUUUUCCUCUCAAUACCAGUCCAGGGGCAUCAACUGGGAGGAGCAAACUAUCGCGAGGCAGAGGGCGUACCUGCAAGGUAGUUUCUUUCACACUUGAGAUUUUUUGGCUUUAUUGCUGAAGGAAGUGGUCAUGUGCUGAUCCUGAUAGACAUAGAUAUGCGCGCAAAGUUGGAUUUGGUUUAACGAGUAACAAGCGUACUUAAGUCAAUCCCUAAGUCCUAUCAGGUCGAAAAUGGCAGCGUCGCAUCUAUUUCGAGUGGAACCAGGAUGGCCCGGAUUUCGUGUCCACGUCCGGCACGCAAAUAGAUCUCUCCGGGGAUGCGUUCAAAUUUUCGCCCGCUAUGGGUUUGACGUUCAAGCUGGAGUUUCCGGACGCUCCGUUGGACCCAAAUUUGCAAAAUCUGAACCUCGCGGAGAUGCAGGUCACCCACAUAAUUGGUCGGAUUUCCGUCGAUUUGACCGGUUGCAGUUCCUUCAUGCGGGACCCGUUUGUAGAUGAGUAUUUGGGGGCAGAAUCCAGUGCCGCCCAGGUGCGGGAGGACUUCGAAGCGUUCAUUGUGGAUAAAGGCGGAAGAAUCGUCUGCGCGCGGUCGCUAGACGACCAGGUGCGGAAAGUGGACAACAGCGGGAAAAAUACUCAGUUGCAGUUCAAGAAGAUCUGGGAAUUAGCUCACUUCAAAGACGAUUUGGGAUUGUCUCCAACCAGCUGGGCGCUGACCGUUGCGAAAUUGGACACCAUUCCAACCUUACCGCCGCUCUCCGGCGGGAUGGUGGGAGUGCGGAGCAAAGUCGACCAGUUUGAACUGCCGAACUACGCGAACGAAUAUGAAACAACCACUUCCGCCUCCAGCUCCGCGGAGCUGGACCACGAGGACGCGAAUUUAGGGCCGCUCGGCUGGGGCUCCCCCUUCGUGAUCCGGCGGAUCAGACACAGUCGCAUGGCAGGCUUCUACGUCGUGACCCGGAUGACGACCGCACCCUUUUCCUCCACUGCAAGCGGGAUCGCCGCGGUGUUCAUGACGCUGGUCAUUCUGGGGGGUUCCCCGUUUGUGCUCUGCUGUUCCAUCGUCGGGUUAUUCGCGAUCCGGGAUGUCGCUAUCUACAAAAAGGAAACGCAGAGGCAGCGCGCGUUGUUGGAAGCGAAAGCAACGUUGGAAGCGGUGGCCGCGGCGACCGGCGGUGGGGGAACGGCGGGACGGAACUUGAACCAGACGGAGGUCGACGAUGCGAAAAUGAUCGAGGCGGCAGCGUUAUGCACUGCAAAUAAUAUGUCUGGGUAAGGAAGGAUAGGAACUUGUGAUGCGUCCUGUGGAUCACACAAAUAUCUGUCUUACGUGAUUAACAAAAGACGCCGUUUUCUGACCACCAUUAGAGGGAGUUUCUCAUGCAGGACAGGCAUGAUAGAGACCUCGCAGAAUCUUUCAUGCUAUGUACUGCAUUCCCGACCUCAUGGGGCAUGGAAAUUCUGCAUGACAAUUUCGUAUCCUUCCAGACCCAGACAUACUUGCACUUGAUAAGCGUGAUGGAGAAAAUGGUGAUCAAGAUGUCCAAGCGAGCGAAAAGCGGGGGUGAGGUCGGUUGGAUGGGAUAGGUGAGGACGUAUUGAUGGAAAACAUAAAGAAUCAGGCUAGUGGGCACAAAUGCUGGCUCGUACUACGGUUUUUUUCAACACCUUUCAAGUUCAAGGUGACAUGUAGUGUUUUAGUGAACUUUCUACAUAGAACAGGAAACCGAAUAAACAGGUUUUGACUCUGAGUUUUUUACAUGAAGAUACCCUCAAGCAGUGUGGUUAAAACAACAUAAAAGUGUAGCUGUAGCGCAAAAUAGAGGCAGAAAAUGCUCGAUCAAAUAAAAAGAAAAAAAAUGAAGGAGAGUGCGGGAGAAUUCAAGUUGGUAUCUUACUCGUGGUUGUGGUCGCAAAGACCAUGCGGGAAAUAAAGACGAAUGAGGCCUAACUCAGUUUCAGAGCAGAUGACCAUGUUGCUGGAUUUCAUUGCACCACACAGGAAAUAAAGCCCAGCCGCUUUCUUGUGUACCGACUCUUAUCUUAUCCCACUGC
Molecule: messenger RNA, 5382 nt
Organism: Amoebophrya sp. A120
Lineage: Eukaryota; Dinophyceae; Syndiniales; Amoebophryaceae
Source: the annotation of a GenBank genome assembly